AGCGCCUAGCGGUGGAGCCAAUCCUAUUCAAUCCUGCCACCCAUUUUAAGUUUUGAAAAUCCCCCGUCAACAGCGAAACACCUUCGUUCGUGGGUAAAAAGGGACAUUUUUGGCGGGAAAAUCCUCCCACAAACUUUGAGCGAGUAUGGAAGGCAGCGAGAGCGAGGCGAUAUUCGAGUCGCUGAAUGUGAAGCCCCAACUCUUCAUCAACGAAACCCUAAACACCGUCGACGACUUGGUGGAUGACGCUUUUCAUUUCUUUCAGCAACAAGCCUCAACCCUUUUGAAUACCCAUGCCACCGACAGAUCCGAAGAUCUAACCAAGGGUAUUGCUAAUGUACGCAGUAUGGUUCAGUCGGUUUUGGAUAAGCGGCUGGCUAUGUGGGAGAAGUACUGUCUUCACCACUGUUUUGCUGUUCCUCAGAGGUUUUCUAUUCCCAAAACUGAUGAAUCAAGUGGCGACGGUUUGAUAUGUCAAGAAGCACUCUGUGACCCAGAUCUGGAUGCACAGUUGGAGUCCUUGAGGAACAAGCUCAUUGCGGUUGAGAAAGAGUCUACUGUGCUUAACCAUGAGCUCCAAGCAUUAGAAAGGCAUUCUGCGUCUAAUAAUCGUUGUGCUGGCUUUGUCAACGAGGCAUUACAAUUAUAUGAGCAGAACUCUGUGCAUGACUUGUUCCAGGAGAUGGUGCAAACUGGGUCAGAACUCCGUGCGAAAAUGGUGAAGUUGAAGACCAGAAGAUUGGUAGUGUCUGAACAUACUAAAACACACGGGAUUUACAAUCCAAACAGAGAUUUGUCUAGGAUAGAUAACAAGGGCUUCUCUAAUGCAAAGUUGGAAGAACUUGAAGAGUUUUUAGCGGAAACGAAGAACAUGUGAACAAACAUUUGUGUUGUUUUGUGGGUGUUGGAUUGCAGGAGUUAGUUGCCUUUUAGGUUAACCGUUCUUAUUCCUUUUUCCCAUGUUAUUAUUUGUAUUCGCUUUACUAUUUGUUCUUCAAAUCACCACGGUGGUGUUAACUGUAAUCACCUGCUGUAUGUAAGUAUAUGAAAAAUGCUUCAGUCGGUGGAUGUGUCGCAUGGAGAUGGCAAUAGCCUCUUAGGGACGGUGAGGGCUAUCUGUUAAGCAUUUUUUUUUUCUAUAUAGAUUAAUAUCUCUUUUAGGCGCAGUGGAAGAUGUAGGAAUAUGGAUUCAACA
Molecule: messenger RNA, 1195 nt
Organism: Corylus avellana
Lineage: Eukaryota; Viridiplantae; Streptophyta; Magnoliopsida; Fagales; Betulaceae
Gene: MIS12
Product: minichromosome instability 12 (mis12)-like protein
Biological process (GO): mitotic cell cycle; kinetochore assembly; mitotic sister chromatid segregation
Cellular component (GO): nucleus; MIS12/MIND type complex; chromosome, centromeric region
Source: RefSeq, a predicted model, not a curated record